CUGCUUCAAGGAGGAAGUCCGAAGAAAGCCAAAGAGGAGGUCCUCCAGGAGGCAAGAGGGGAGAGCAAAGGAGACAGCUCUGUGCCACAAAGAAGGUUCAAAUACUCCUCUGCUUCAUACUGCCUCAGUGACGUUAGCCGCUCUUGUGGAACGUCUUGAAUGUUGCAGUCUGCAAAGGGCUGAACAAGAGUGCUGCCACUACAAGAGACAAGAGUGACAAGUGACACGCGAGGAGGCUGUUUGCAUUGCUGAGUGCUUGAACGCUUUGAGACGCUCUUGAGCAAGGAGGCUUGAAACCCAGGAGGAGGGGCUGUCAGGGAAGGUGGUGAACAGCGAAGAUGGAUACCCCAACAAUGCAAAGGCUGACCAGAAGCAGGGCACGCUCUCAGCCAAACACUGCCGAGAAGCCCUUCACUUCCCAGGCAAAGUCCAAGAAGAAGGCAGAUGCUCCAGCAGACAGCAAAGAGCGCGCCCCGUUCUGCGACCUGACCAACAGCAAUUCCCCAAUUGCCGGGAUCGUGCCUGGCAAGCUGCAAACUCAGAGCCGUCUGAAGCGCACCCCUGCCAAGUCAGGGCCCGGCUCGCCACAACAGGAUGGAGAAGAGGUGCUUCGGUCUCAGGUGCGCGCUCUACUGGAGAAGCAGCCCGAGCUCGCCCCUCUCCCGCUGCUCGAGCUCCCCUCCGACGACGCGCCCUCCGUGUACAGCCCCUGCUCCGCCACCAAGAAGGCCCCCACGCCAGCAAACACUCCUGUGACGUCAUCUUCCUCAGAGAUUGAGGUGGCGCUCGGAGGCAGCGUGAACAAGGGCUUGCAGGAGAGCGCGGGGCGGCUGCUGGCGGCGGCGAUCGAGAAGCUGGAGACAGAGCAUGCAGCGGAAGAGACCGACGACGAGGGCUCCCCGCCCCCCACCUCGCACAGCAUCACCCGGGCGCUCCGUUUUGAUGCGGAUAGUGAUCCGGACAGCCCCACCGCGCUGCUCGUCCGCACCCCGGUCGUCCCGAGCAGGCGCCUCAAGUCCGUGGUCGUGGUGCCAUCUCCAGAGGAGGGAUCCGCAAACGAUGCUGCUGAGGAUGCGGACGUUUGGUCGCCGCUGCUGAAUUCGAACAGCCCGGCAUCUGGCGUCCAGCAGCACCAGCUGCAGUGGUCCAUGGAAGUCAACGUCAGCAGCCCCGAGCGGUACGUACCGGGCGGUGACACGGAUGGGUACGGACCGGACGCCGAUUCCGACGCUGAGCGAAAGGAGGGCCCGUCCGGGCCGAAGGAGGAAGCGCCGUCUCAAGUCUCGACCAUCCCCCUGAUGAAGCUCCCGCUGGCCCUCGGCGUCUUCAGCCCCGUCCCCGCGCCACGUGUCGCAUGGCGGCGCCACGCCGCGGCCGCCGGCAAGCCCUCGCUGUUCGAAGACCUUCCCACGGUCGUGCUGGAGGACGCUGGCCCGAAGAAAGCGCUAGGGGUUCCGCCGCUGUCGCCCAAGCUGGCGGCGGGCAAGCGGGUUGUGGGGGCGACGCUGCCGCUGCUGAGGAGGGCGCUGCACAACGAGUCGGCCAAGAAGCAAAAGGAGAAGAAGCCCUCCCCUGCAAAGGCCGCCGCGGGUUCCGCGCCUGCCGCCCCGCAAGAGUUCCCCGUUCCGGCCUGGUACUCCACCGGAUCGCCCCCGCCGGAAUCGCCCACCAAGGAGACUGCGCUCGACUCGGAGUCCCUCGACGUCAUCUGUGACGUCAUGGAGUCGCUGCAAGUCGCAGACGGGCCUGUUGUUCUGCGCGGGCUGCCGGCGCACGAGGGCUCGCACGUGAGGUUCGACUCGGACGGCGAGGUGGAAGAGGAAGAAGAGGGGAAACUGCGGGGCCUGCCCGCGCCGAAGGGCAUGCACACCCGCUUUGAGUAGAGCGCGGAGCGAGGGUGUGAAUACGCUCAGCGGCUAUGUUGAGAAGUCGAGAGGGCAGGUUGUUGUGGGAGAGAGUAGAAUGAUGAUUUGAAGGUAUAUGCGCCGCAGUAGGUGGACAGGGCAAGCUGGUACUAGUUGGAAGCGGAACGGAGCGAGCCCAUCAUGCCUUGUGACGGAACUCGUAACUUUAGAGCAGAUGGGGGUGAUAUGCACGCGGGAUUACCAAUGGGCAGGGUGAUUCGUCCCUGUGAGAGCUGAAGCUUGUAGGCUAAACAAAGUUCCGCGUACAGCAAGCACCGUUAUCUUAUGGGGCCUAGUGUAGCUUGUUUGAGCUAUCUGGAUUCUUGGUUUUCAUAUUUACAACUUUCAGCUAGUGUCUAGGCUCCACCGACUCGCUUGCUACUUGCGGAUUAGACAAUCUGCGUCAAAGGUGCGUACUUACUGAAUUCCGAAGAAGAUUCUUAAAUUCUGCAGCGUUCUAAGCGCCUGUCAAUCUUUAGAAGUUGCAGCAAGCUAGAUUGUCUUAUCCGCAAGCAGACGGUUGCGUUAGCUUAUCUUCAAUUUGAAAAUAUCAAGCAGCAUGCUAGUAGCUUGGACGGCUUGUACUUGGCACGUGUUCAGUGAGCGGGCGGCAAAACAAUCGUGCAGACGGAUCCAUUGACCGG
This is a messenger RNA of Klebsormidium nitens, 2548 nucleotides long. NCBI's taxonomy places the organism in Eukaryota, Viridiplantae, Streptophyta, Klebsormidiophyceae, Klebsormidiales, Klebsormidiaceae. The record is from the annotation of a GenBank genome assembly.